AUGAUUUACACGCAGUACGUUCAAACGCAUCUCAGUCUGAAUCGUAUUCUCCUGCUUAUACUCGGCUUGUGGCCCUAUCAGCAAUCGAAACUUGUUUCAUUGCAGUUCGGUCUGCUUUUUGGCAUUCUGACGACUUUUAUUCUAUCUCAAGUGAAAUCCCUGAUCGAACAAAUUCAGCGUAACUAUGACGAAUUAAAAGACGAGAACGAAAUUGCUAUCAUGGAUGAAUACGGAAGCAAGACAAAAUGUUAUACUGUUAUAUUAACAGGUGAGAUCUUUUUGAUAUUGUCAUCCAUUAGUCAAACAUUUGACAUUGAAGAACUGGUCAUACAAAUUAUAUUCUUAUUUUGUCAGUACCUGUACAUGUUCAUGGGUAACAAUGUCGCUCAACAAGUCACAGAUCACAAUGAUCAUGUGUUCGCCAGCGUGUACAAAAUACGGUGGUAUGUAACUCCCUUACAAAUGCAGAAGAUGAUACUAUUCAUGCUGCAAAGGGGCAAUAAGGCGUAUUAUUUGCAGCUCGGUAGUCUUUUUGCAGGAUCCUUGAAAGGUUUCACGUCGCUGAUGAGCGCUUCGAUAUCUUAUUUCACCUUUAUCUAUUCGACGCGACGAUGA
This is a messenger RNA of Dinoponera quadriceps, 615 nucleotides long. RefSeq lists its product as uncharacterized. Gene Ontology annotation, cellular component: plasma membrane. Gene Ontology annotation, biological process: sensory perception of smell; detection of chemical stimulus involved in sensory perception of smell. Bases 1 to 615 code for a protein of 204 amino acids. The transcript is spliced from 5 exons. NCBI's taxonomy places the organism in Eukaryota, Metazoa, Arthropoda, Insecta, Hymenoptera, Formicidae. Gene Ontology annotation, molecular function: olfactory receptor activity; odorant binding. The record is from RefSeq and is a predicted model, not a curated record.